CUUUAAAUUAUAUUUUAAAAAUUAUAUUAUAAAAUUAAUAAUUUUACAACCGUGACACGUGAGCACGACCAUCGCCGGUUCGUGAGUAUCGGUGUCAUCACUAUUACAAGUGCAUCUCUGAUAGCAAAAGCAAAUUUGUGCAAGUUUGUAAAAUUGUCAAAGGAAUUCAUAGAUUUUUAGCUAAUUUACGAAAAAACACCUGAUGGAAAAUAAGUCAGCAGUGUCCGCUCUCCAGGAAUUCAGCGCCAAGUCGAAGGUCUGCCCACCCACAUAUGACUUUAUCGACGGCGAAGACGGUGGCUAUGUCUGCAAAGUGCAAAUGAUGGAGAUAGAAUCCUAUGGAAAUGGCCGCUCCAAGCGCGAUGCCAAACACCUGGCUGCUGCCAAUAUCUUGCGGAAAAUCCGGAAACUGCCCGGCGCCGCCAGUUUGCUAAACGACGUGGAGAUCAACGAGUGCGAUGGAAUUGGCGAACUGGCAAAUGAGAUGACCAAUCUGAAUCGGGACAUGCUGAAGGAGCUGCGCGACUACUGCGUCCGCCACGAGAUGCCGCUGCCCAUCAUAGAGAUUGUCCAGCAGAGCGGCACACCCAAUGCCCCCGAAUUCGUGGCCUGCUGCUCCGUGGCCUCGAUUGUGCGCUAUGGGAAGUCGGACAAGAAGAAGGAUGCUCGCCAGCGGGCGGCCAUUGAAAUGAUGGCCGUAAUAUCUAAUGAUUUGGACGCCCUCCGUCCCGACCAGAUGCAGAUGGUGACCACAAAGCCAUCUGAAGUAAACGAUGUGAUAGAGGAUGUGGAGACGGAGCGCAGGAAGAAGUUCACUACCUACAGAGAGCUGACGGAUGCUGGUAUCACGGAUAACACGGGUCUGCGCCUCUGCGAUCGCCACAACUACUUCAAGAACUUCUAUCCGGCUUUGAAGGAGGCGGCCUUUGAAGUCAUCAAUUCGGAUGAGUACAUGAACACCAAGGACCAAGCGCUGAGCCUGCUGAGCGCCCUGAAAAUCACACCGACCAUUGGCGUUGUAGAGUCGACUUCCAUAGAGCCGCUGAUGAAAAUCGAACUAAAUUGCGAGCUCGAUUGCCUGUUUCUGGGAUUCGAAAGUGAAAUUUUUGGCAAGUUAAUCGAGUAUUUCAAGGACAUGUUGGUCUGAAAUCUGGAAAGCGCAAAUCCAUCAAAGGUCCACUGUGCAAGUGGUGUAUAUAAUAACAUUUAUUUUUAACUAGCUUCGGCUUACAAACUA
This is a messenger RNA of Drosophila kikkawai, 1237 nucleotides long. It is a transcript of the gene r2d2, whose product is annotated as r2d2. Gene Ontology annotation, biological process: siRNA processing; regulation of regulatory ncRNA processing. The record is from RefSeq and is a predicted model, not a curated record. Gene Ontology annotation, cellular component: nucleus; RISC-loading complex; cytoplasm. Gene Ontology annotation, molecular function: siRNA binding; double-stranded RNA binding. Lineage: Eukaryota; Metazoa; Arthropoda; Insecta; Diptera; Drosophilidae.